Leptopilina heterotoma is the source of this 1236-nucleotide messenger RNA. Its product is annotated as cathepsin O-like. The coding region runs from base 70 to 1161 and encodes 363 amino acids. Gene Ontology annotation, cellular component: lysosome. The transcript has 6 exons. The record is from RefSeq and is a predicted model, not a curated record. Lineage: Eukaryota; Metazoa; Arthropoda; Insecta; Hymenoptera; Figitidae. Gene Ontology annotation, molecular function: cysteine-type endopeptidase activity.
UCUUAAGCACAUAUAGUCAGUUCACAUCGACAAGACUGAUGAUCAUGUGUGCAUGGCUGUCGUGAAGUCAUGCAGUGGAAAACAGUGGUAUUAACAAUUUUAAUAGUGAGUUUGUGCUUUUUUGCUGUGCCUAUUAGAAUUGGUCCAAAUACUUCAGAUCAAGAAUUAAAAUUAUUCAAAUCAUAUGUCGUGCGUUUUAAUAAAAGUUAUAGACACAAUCCCGAUGAGUACGAUAAGAGAUUCUACAGAUUUCAGAAAUCGUUGCGACACAUCAAUAAAAUGAAUGAUUUGAGAACAUCAGUGAACAGUGCAUAUUAUGGUUUAACUCAAUUUUCGGAUUUGAGUGAGGAAGAAUUUAUGAAAUUACAUUUACGACCGGAUAUAUCGGUGAGAAGUGCAAAACAUGUAAUUAGUCCACAUUAUCAUUCGCAUCGCUCGGAUGAAUCAAUUUCACAAUCGAGAGUCACUCAACGAUUGAAAAGAGCUUUAAAUAAUGAAAUUCCAAUAAAAUUCGAUUGGAGAAUGAAAAAUUUGAUAACACCUGUAAAAGCUCAGGGUUCCUGUGGAGCAUGCUGGGCUUUCAGUACAAUUGAGGUUGCUGAAACGAUGUUUGCCUUGAAAAAUGGAACACUCCAUUCUUUCAGUGUUCAAGAGAUGAUUGACUGUGCGGAAAAUGGUAAUUUUGGUUGUGACGGUGGUGAUAUUUGCAGUCUUCUCAGUUGGUUGAUUAAGAAAAAAGUGGAAAUUUUUCCGGAAGUGUCAUAUCCACUUACAAGAAGAACCGAACAAUGUAAAUUUAAUAAAACCGUUUCAAAAAAUGAGGGAAUAAAAAUUUCCGAGUUCACGUGCGAUAAUUUUGUGGGUGCUGAGGAGGAACUAUUGAAUUCAAUUGCAACACAUGGUCCAGUUGCAGCAGCAGUCAAUGCCCUAUCAUGGCAAAAUUAUCUCGGCGGUGUGAUUCAAUUUCACUGCGACGGUGCUUUCAGCAAUUUAAAUCAUGCAGUGCAAAUCGUGGGAUAUGACAAUUCAGCACCAACACCUUAUUACAUUGUGAGAAAUUCUUGGAGUACAUUUUUCGGUGACAUGGGCUAUUUGUAUAUUGCCAUUGGAAAUAAUAUGUGUGGAAUUGCAAAUCAAGUUUCUUCGAUUGAUGUGAUUUAAAAGGAGAGAAAUGAAAAUUAGAAAGAAGAGUGAGAAAAACUGUUUGUUUUUUUUUUUUUUUUGACGAAAGAAAAA